This is a messenger RNA of Sardina pilchardus (European sardine), 4274 nucleotides long. Its product is annotated as regulator of G-protein signaling 22. Gene Ontology annotation, biological process: regulation of signal transduction. The transcript has 25 exons. Lineage: Eukaryota; Metazoa; Chordata; Actinopteri; Clupeiformes; Clupeidae. The record is from RefSeq and is a predicted model, not a curated record. The coding region runs from base 123 to 3434 and encodes 1103 amino acids. Gene Ontology annotation, cellular component: nucleus; cytoplasm. Gene Ontology annotation, molecular function: G-protein alpha-subunit binding.
AAGUAGGCUACAUGAGUGAUUGCCAUUGCCUGAAGUUGGUCUAAAUCACCACUGCUGCUACAUUGAUUUCUGAACUGUAGACAAACGGUGGUUUUAAGAUCCAACUAAACUUCGGUGUAAAGAUGUUGAUAAAUACAGAUUCAUCGACACUUUGGAACAGCUCUCUUGAAGAAAAGUUAGCCAACGACGAUGCGCUGGUGGAGUUUCUGAAUGCAUUUUUAAGCCUCCCAUCAUUUCCCGAAACUAUAAAAUACAACACGGAGACCGGAGCUUUUGAGGUGGUGAGCGAUGCAGCCGAAACUCUUCACAACCGAAUUCGAACAGCCUUGCACGAAUAUGAGACUAAAUUUCUCGCAGAUUCGCCGUGGUUCACCGCAAUCCCCAUGUUUGACAACUCCUACACAGUUCUGUGUAUGGACCGAGAUCAAGGGAUGAAGUGGGCUAACAAAUCAAGACUGCCUUUGUUUUUACAAAGUGACUACUACUUUGAUUACAGAUUGGUGAAGCUCCUCUCCCAGCUGGUCUGUCCAGGUCAGAGACUGGACAACACCUCUGCCCCUGCUCUCUGCUCCGUUUAUCCACAACCCCCUUCACACUGUGCAGCACAGGAUCUUAACAAGGAUCGAGUGUCUUUCAUCAAAGGGGAAAGCCCGGCUGCUCGUGAGCACAGGAACGGCUGGGACACAUCUGAGCAGGUCAGGGGAGCUGAGGCGGAGGCCUGUCUGUACCUCACAGAAUCCUCUGAGCAGGAGGAGACGACGAGUCCGUCCACGCGCCCGGGCACAGCCGACCCCGGGGAGGGUCGUCUCAUCAGCAGCCUGGUCAACCACGUCCUGCAGGUGGCAGUGUCUGAGCUGCAGGUGGGCGCUGCCAGGGCCGGGCUGGACACCCAUCAGCGGGCACCAGGGGCAACCGAGCCCCUGCCACACACAGCCUGUGCGCCGGCUGAAAUGAAUGAGUUUAAUAACGGCUCGGCCGCGGAUGAGCCGGCAGGUGGAGACGGUCACUGUUUGUGUUUCCAUGGCUCCAGACAGGGCCUGGAGGACUUCAAGAGCUUUUUACAGGGCACCCCCGGGGAGAAGGUCCUGCAGCUGUGGAUGGACAUCGAGAGGCUGAGGACCCUAGCGAGCCCAAAGACUAAAAACAGGCACUUGGUGAAGAUGCGGAACCAGUACAUGGCGAGCAGUGGCUGUAGGGCUCUGAGUUCUGAACUGCUCUCCAGGCUGGGCCUGGCUAGCUCCUCCAGCUGGACAGAGGACACGCUGCUGCUGCACACACAGCCCCGUCUCUCUGAAACUCUACGAACAUACUGGGGCCCACUGUUUUGUUUGGUGAGGUCUGCCAGUGAGAGACGAAGCCUGCUGGACCCACAGCAGCAGCCUCAUUGGCAGAAGCGAUGUUUCCAUUCAUCUGCUGCUAGAGGGCCCAACCCCAGCUACACCACCCUGCCUCCUGUGCUUUCCAGAGCUCCACCCUCACCUGCUGAACAGCCAAUGUCUGGCAGCAGUACCCCAGUGUUGGAGGGCAGGCGCAUGGAGAGGAUGCUUCAGGCAUUACAUGUGGAGCCCAGAGCUGGCUUCUUCUUCACCCGCUUCUGUGAGCUCUCGGGCAACAAGCUGUGGGAAAGCGCCAUCCACUUCUGGACCGAUCUGCAGGAAUACCAGCAGCUCUUCUACCAGGACGGCUUAGACCCUUACAGAGCCCGGAGGAAGGCCCAGGUGCUGUACUCCACCUACCUGUGCAGUGCAUCCCAGGAGAGCAUCGGUGUGGGUGAGGAGUGCAGGAGGCAGGUGUUCGAGCGCUUGACUCCCCCAUUUGAGGAGCUGUUUGACGGGGCAGAGGAGCACACUCUCAGCCUCCUCCUGGAGCCCUGGACCCUCCUCACCUCUCAGGACACAGACAUCUAUGAACAGGUGGAUCUGUGGGAAGAAACCCGCCAUGAUGAGACAGCUGAGUACCGGAAGCUCCAAGCACUGCACACAGAGUCUGUGCGGAGGAUGGAACAGCUGGCGCUGGAGUGCAAGGCUGCGCCUCCGCCACCAGAGGUCCCUAGAGAACCAGACUCCUGGGCGCAGGUUCCGCAGCAGUUCAGAGGGUUCCGUCUGGUGUCUGUGCUCCGGAACCGCACGGAGCUGCAGCACUUCCAGGCUUUUCUGGAGGAGAAUUCUGCCAGCAUGGACCUGCUGUGCUGGUUGGACCUGGAGCAGCUGAGGAGGACCUCCAGCCAGCAGCAGGAGCAGAGAGCGCAGCGCUUCUGUGCCAUCAAGACCAAGUACCUCAACAGGAAGUACUUCUUUGGGCCUGGUAGCCCUGCCACCAAACAUCAGCAAGAGGAGGUCAUCCGUCUGGCUGGUGGCUGGGGCCAGCUCCUGCAGAGCGGUCUAUCCGGAGCUCCGCUGACAGAGAUGCAGAACAUCGUAAGAAACCGCAUCGAGAGAAAAUGGCUGCCUGUCUACCUGUCCACACCUGACUUCAGUGAGCGCCAAAAGCUUCAGCCCCAGACAGAGGAUCGCAGGAGGAGAUACCACAGGAGGAGGAAGCAGCCCUGGAAGCUCUCUCAGCAGGCAGACAGUGCCUGGAUGGCCUCGUCCAGGGAGGUGCUGGCCUUCCGUCAGGCUCUCCUCAGCCCGCUCACCUGCCUGCAGUUCCAGCGCUUUGUGGCCCUGAAGGGGGACCUGUACGAGAACGAUGUGCUCUUCUGGCUGGAGGUGCAGCGAUACAAGGACCUGUGCCACUCGCACUGUGACGAGGCCACCGUCCAGCACAAGAUCAGCACCAUCAUCAGCUGCUUCAUCAGCUCCAGCGUGCCCCCCGCCCUGCAGAUCAGCGUCCCCCCCGAGCAGGCGCGCACCAUCCUGGACCAGAGGAGGGAGCUGGGGCCCUACGUCUUCAGAGAGGCCCAGAUGUGUGUGUUCAGCGAGCUGUAUAAGCUGUGGCCCCAGUUCCUGGACUUCAAGAGCAGCGUGGGAGAGGGGGAGGACCUGCUGUCCGUCCUGGAGAGGAAGAGGGCCCGGCAGAGAGAGAGAGAACUGCAGCGCAGGAGAGAGGAGGAAGAGGAGGAGGAGGCGAGGAAGGCUCAGCAGGAGGCCAUGAGCAAGCAGCGGUGGAGUUCGGGGAGUGUGUGUGAGGAGGCUGGUGGAGAGGGUGGAGAGGGCAGGACGGAGCACGAUGUGGAGCUACUCCUCCCUACAGACCAGCUGUCCUGGUCCUACUCCAAGUACAUGGCAGCGCUGGAGAGAGAGUCGGCACUGAUCCGCAAGCAGAUGAUACAGGAAGAAGCCCUCGCCUCCUUUAGCACAGGAAGGGAUUCCGUGUCCACCCCUAGCGUGAGGUCAGUGGUCAGCAGGAGGCCCCCGGGCCACAACCCAGCCGCCACUCACACGAGAACACACACGCCAGAGGGCGCUGGGGCCAACACACUCACAGGUCGCUGAGUGAGAUAAUGUCGUUUGAUGAUCUAAGGUGAGGGCUGCUCUGAGGAGACCACUCUCUGGCGCCCACUAGUGGACACACCUGAUGGCGCCGCUUGAAGGGAGCUGCAAGUGAAUGACAUUUUGUGCUGUGUGAGACGCCUUAUGACAACAUAAUCUUUAUCUAAAUGUGUGUAUUAGAAAGAGAGACAUGACAAUCAAGUUAAUUAAAUAUUUUAUUAGAAUGUUAUAUUUAGUGAUUGAUACAUCAUUGUCACUAACAUGAACGCUUCUGUUGGCUUACAAAAGGAUGACCUCUCCAUGUAGUUGACUUGUUCUUUCACACAGGGUCUAGUAAAAAGGCUUCUUAAUAAUAAACAUUUUUUUUUAGCAAUAGGAAGAUGUUGGCAGAGAUGAAUGAGUAAAAAACAAACAACAAAUAAAAAAAAUCAAACAUCCGUUACGUAAUGUCAUCUAUAAAAAAAUAUACAAAACCCAAGAACCCAUUCACUCAUCUUUUGGUUGGUAGCCAGGACACACAGAGACGAACGAGCCGCAAACCACACACACUUUUAUUGCACGAAUAUUGGCAUGGCUUCCGCAUCCCACUCUGAAGCACGAGUAAUGUGUAAACGCACGGGACGACCAGCAAGCAGCUCACCAUCACAUUUCAUAUUCAUAACAAUCAUCAGCGUAGACGCAGGAGACGCAGAGAGGAGAGGAAGGCAGAGGAGUCUUCAGGCUGACCGAUGCACGUCUGAAGCAAAGAUUUUAGAGCAUAUCACUCUAAUAUCUUUGUUCUGAAGGGUGACUCCGUAAACAGUUGCUAAUGUCCUCUCCUGCUCCCUCUCCCCCCUGCUGUUA